AUCACACCUAGGGGCGAUUUAGAGUCUCCAAUUAAUGUAUGUUUUUGGGAUUUGGGAGGAAACCGCAAUGCCUGCAGAAAACCCACGCAGACAUAGGGAGAACAUAAAAACUCAACACUGGCGGGGCUGGGAUUGAACCCGGGUCUUCAGAACUGUGAAGUCAACGCUCUGACCAGUUACAACACCGUGCUGCCUUGACUAACUGAUUUUCAUUUUAAAAAAAUACACGUUUUAUUCAUACAAAAUUAUUGUUUUUUAUAUUUAUAAUUAUGUCACUUUGACCAAAAAUGUUUUAACUGGAUUAAACUAAGCUACUCUGCAUUAAAAAAAUGUAUGAUCUUAAAUGGUGAAUAUCGAUAAGCAUACUCCAAACACAUCAUUGCAAAGUAUACUUUGAUGACAUGAGUCCAGAUGACUACAUGACAUGUAGGAGGUGAAAGUCAAGGUUUUGUUUUUACUUCAGUAUCACUUCUACGUAGAGGAACAACAUUGGGAAAAACAAAUAGUACUUCCACCUUUGAUAUUGCUCAGUCCCUCCAUUACGUUGCACUUAGAGAAGUGAAAUGAACAGACAACGAAAAGGCGUACACUCUGGUCAACCCCGAAGACAAAGAGAGAGAGAGAGAGAAAUUCCCAAGAUGAAGCUGGGGUCUUCCCUAAUUUGUUCUUCAUCUCUUUAUAAGGUGAAUGCAAACUAUGUACACUGACAGUUGAGAAAACUUACUGAAGCAGAUUUAAACAUAUACACUUCAAGAUGACUUCUCACUUUCCUCUGUCUGUGUUGAUGAUGCUGCUAGUAGCCAUCACUUUAAGUGAAGGUUUGCGAGGUUCUGGACCAAAGGAUUGUUGCUAUCACUUCAAUAAGAACCCUAUUCCUCAAAAAAGGGUAGUCAGUUAUGUUAAGACUCCACAGCAGUGCCCCAUUCCUGCUGUGAGACUGAAGACAGUGAUGGGUCGUUACAUGUGUGCAAGGUCUUCAGCCUCUUGGGUGAAAGACAUCAUCAACACUAUGGAUUCCAAAGUACUGCUAGGAAAGGCAACAAAUUUGUAA
Molecule: messenger RNA, 1051 nt
Organism: Syngnathoides biaculeatus (alligator pipefish)
Lineage: Eukaryota; Metazoa; Chordata; Actinopteri; Syngnathiformes; Syngnathidae
Gene: ccl35.1
Product: chemokine (C-C motif) ligand 35, duplicate 1
Exons: 3
Coding region: 755-1051 (98 amino acids)
Biological process (GO): chemokine-mediated signaling pathway; cellular response to interleukin-1; neutrophil chemotaxis
Cellular component (GO): extracellular region
Molecular function (GO): chemokine activity; CCR chemokine receptor binding
Source: RefSeq, a predicted model, not a curated record